AUGAAGGUGGCCUGUCUCAAGCGCGAGGUCAAGCUCCUCGACCACGCGCCCGAGCCCUCGUCGGGCGACUUUGGCGUCGACGCCGACCCCACGGUGAACGGCAAGGUGCGCGGCGAGUUCGAGCUGAGCCUGCAGGCCAGCGGCGAAGAGGCCCAGCACCUCGAACAGUUCUUUGCCGGCGUCGACGCCCUGAAGGAGGCCAUGCGGCGGGUCAAGGCCACCAACCGCCGGCUGCGGGACCUGCACGAGCAGGCCUUUGACGUCGAGUCGCCGCCCACGUCGGCCAACGAGGCCCACGAGCUGCGCGAGGCCUUCGCCCGGCUGGUGGCCAAGAACGAGGCCCAGUUCGAAGAUGUGCGCGAGCGCACUCUCGACCUCAAAGACGUGCCGCUCGAGAGCGACUCGUUCCGGCGGCUCAAGCACAACAUCCUGAACGGGACCAACAUGAAGUCGGCCCAGCUGCUGCUCGACUUCAAGAGCGUGCUCAAGGACCACAACCAGCGACUCAAGGAGGAGACCUGGCGCCAGCUCAAGGAGCAGCGCCUCGACCCCCAGGGCAACGCGCUGGAGAACGACGAAGACGACGACGACGACGACGACUUCCACGACGCCCGCGCCUUCGACCCCAACACCGAGCAGGUCGGCGACUUCAUGCAGAAGUUCGUCUUCCGAGAGAAGGCGUCGAGCGCGAAGAAGUAUUUGGAGGAGAAGCAGCGGGACCUGGAGGUGAUAGAGAAGAACAUGAUGGAGCUCAACGAGCUCAUGAAGGACUUUGCGGUGAUGGUGGAGAGCGCCAACGAGCCCCUCGACCAGAUCGACACCUACCUACGCGGCACCAAGGCCAACAUGGUGAUGGUGGAGGAGAACCUGCGCCAGGCCAAGUACAAGGUGAUGGGCAUGCGCAAGAAGAAGCUCUUCACGGCCCUCGGUGUGGCGGUCGUCGUGAUUGUCGUGGUGGCCGUCGUCGUUGGUCUGGUCUGCCUGCUCUAA
Messenger RNA from Acanthamoeba castellanii str. Neff, 990 nucleotides. RefSeq lists its product as uncharacterized. The record is from RefSeq and is a predicted model, not a curated record. Bases 1 to 990 code for a protein of 329 amino acids. Gene Ontology annotation, molecular function: SNARE binding; SNAP receptor activity. Gene Ontology annotation, biological process: vesicle fusion; vesicle-mediated transport; intracellular protein transport. Gene Ontology annotation, cellular component: membrane; SNARE complex; endomembrane system. The transcript is spliced from 3 exons. Lineage: Eukaryota; Discosea; Longamoebia; Acanthamoebidae.